Messenger RNA from Paramecium pentaurelia, 1009 nucleotides. NCBI's taxonomy places the organism in Eukaryota, Ciliophora, Oligohymenophorea, Peniculida, Parameciidae. The record is from the annotation of a GenBank genome assembly.
AUGAAUAAAUCAAAUAUUCAUUUGUCAUAUAGUAAAUCAAAUAUUCUUUUGCCAUGCAGUAAAUAACUUUUGCAUUAAGAAGAUAAUUCAAUUUUAAAAAUUGAGUCUGUUGAAUCAGAAUCUCCAUUAAAAGAAAUUCAUAGAGAUCAGGAUGAUAAUGAAGAUUCUGAGAAAAUUUAAUUAUCUAUUUAACAUGAAAUAUUUAAAAAUGAAAAAUAGACUAUAGAGAACCCUAAUCAAUGUUAAAAUUUUGUUUAUCCAAAUCCAUUAGAAGAGUUAAGAAUUCCAUUUGAUAAAAUUUAGUUUAUUUUAUAGCCUAUUUAAAGAGAGAGAAUCUUAUAAUGUUAAAUUCGUAAAGUUAACAUCUAAUCUCCAAAAUAAAAUGCAAAAUAUGAAUUAAUUAUGUGUGAUUUACCAAUUUUGAUAGCUGAAAAAGUUCAUACAUUAUUUAAAAGGAAAAUUAUAAUUAAAUAAUCAGGUUUGAAUUAUUAUGCUGGAAAAUUAAAAUGGGAUAAAUAUGGUUAGAAUUUCAUAUUUAUGGACAAUAAAGUAAAUCCUAAAAAAUGUUCUACUAUUAGUAUGCAUAGAUUAUGUACUGGAGGAGCUAAUUAUUAAAAAACUGGAAAGUAGAAGCCUCAUCGAAUUAGAGUAAUUUAAUGAUUGAGAAUAGGUAUAUUUGCCAGAGAUAGACUCAAGUAAUUAGAUGUAUUAAUACCGUUUAGAAAAGUGUAAAUACUUUGACAAAAAGCCUAAAUUUUUUUAAGAAUUUUAGAAUAGAGAAGCAGAAUAUAGUAAAGAAGCAAAAUAAUUUGUUUUGCCGUUUUACAAUAGAGCUAAAAUAGCAUCAUCUAAAAAUUUAUAGUUGUGUUAAUAAGAUAAAAAUUAAGUUUUUUUUCUUUUAGGAAAGGUUGAUAAAGGGUUAUACAAUCUCGAUUUCUAAUGGCCAAUAUUUCCUUUGUAGGCAUUUUAAAUAGCAAUGUCAUGUUUUGUAUCUAGAGCUUCAGAUUGA